UGGGCUUGGGUGUGGGGGGGGGAUUCCCCUUUCACUCUCCUGGGCGUUUUUCAAUACUAUUGUUGUUGUUUGUGUUUUCAAUACUGUUGUUGUUGGUUUUGUUUGUUUUUCUUCCUGCUUUAUUGGUUGGGCUUCUUCCCUGUCCCCUGGCAAUAGAGAAGGGUUUGGAGUGGUCUGCCCAGCUGGGUGGGGAUCGGGAUUUGGCCUUGGUGGGGGUGGUUCCCUCAGGCUGAGGUGGGGAAUUAUUUUGUGGUGCACAUUGGCCUUAUUGGGUUGGUGUGGCUUUGGGGUUUUUUUCCUGCCUUCCUGCAAGGUGUGUGUGUGCUGGCUGUUAGUUCUUUGGUUGACUGGCUGUCUGCUUGCAGUGAGUCAUGCCUAGGAAGGCCAAGGGGAAGAAGGGGGGGAAGACCCAUCAGACAGCCUAAGAGACCAGCUGCUCCUCCUCCGUCUUCCUCCGAGGAUGAAGACGAAGAAAUGGGUGUUAUCAGGGCCCUGAUAGGGCGGAUGGAGGCGUUAGAACGGGCCAGGGCUGUGCCAUUGGAUCCCGGGGCCGGCCCGUCUGGUGGCGGGGGCGUUCCACCCCCCAAGGUCCCUCGCAGGACUGGGGGGGCUACUAGAACCCAGUUAUUGAAAUCUAUUUCCAGUAGGUUGGAGGCCCUGGAGAAGGCAGGGGCUCCUGCUGGACCUGAUGCUCCAUCUGAACCUGCUGCUCCAUCGCUGCCAUCGCCAGAUCCGCCUGGGCAGCCAGCUCCUGCUCGACCCCCGGACCCAGUUCCUGCACUGCCUGGACCUGUUUUACUUCAGCCUGUGGCGCCGGUGGAGCAACCCCCGCUGGAUCCGUCUCUCCCUGUGGCCCUGGGUAGACAGAUUCAGGGCGUUAGCUCCCGAGGCUGCGACGCUCCCGGACCCCAUGCCGGAAGUCCUGUGGCAGCUUGGCAGUUGGAAGCCCAGCAGGCCAUAGCAGCGUCGUUAGUGCCUAGUACCAGGGUGAGUUACGCGGCCAAGAUAGCAGCUUUUGCCCAAUUCCGGAUGGCUGAAGGUUUGGCAGAGUCUUGGCCUGCCCCGGGUGGUCACCUGCAGCAGUUUUUAGUUUUGCUACACAGGGCGGGGCGAUCUGGGUCCACCUUGGGUGGUUACUUGGCGGCCUUGUCUUUCGAGGCUCAGGUGAGGGGGGUCGGUGAUACCUCAUCCAAUCCGCGUAUCAGGUGCAUGUUGGAGGGAUGGGCCAGGAUAUCUCCGGCUCCGAGUGACAGCAGGCGCCCGAUUACGCUGGAUAUGUUGGUUUCUAUGGUGGGUCGCCUGGACGGCUGUUGUUCCAUCCCCUGGGAGGUUUCCCUCUUUAGGGCAGCGCUUUUGGUUGCCUUUUUUGGCGCAUUUCGCCCCUCUGAGUUGCUGCCGCGCAGCAGUCGUUCCCCGCGGGAUUGCUGUCUCCAGCUUUCCGAUUUAACAUUUGCGGCGGGUACAGCUGUUCUGUGCCUCCGCCGCUCUAAGACGGAUCAGAGGGGCAAGGGUCAAUUGGUCACUUUGGCUGGGGCCACGGGUUCUGCGCUCUGCCCGGUGGCAGCCCUUAAGCAUUACAUUGGUCUCUGUCCUCGGCCCGGGGGAUGUUUGUUCCUUCAUGAGAGCGGCUGCCCAUUAACGCAAUAUCAGUUUUUGACGGUGAUCAGGAAGGUCCUUGGGGGAGCCGGGAUCCCCACAGCUGGGCUCACCCUUCAUUCCUUCCGUAUAGGAGCUGCCUCUACUGCCUCAGGGAUGGGCAUGACCGAGGACGCCGUGCGGCGGAUUGGGCGUUGGAGGUGCUGGUGGAGCGGCUGCUCCGGUCCGGAUCCUGGUGUGUGGCCAUUUGCUGGUCUUUUGGGCCUUUCGGCGGGCCAGCACCUCGUAGUGGGGCACACAGCUAGGUUUCGGCCGGAGGGCCUCUAUAUAUUGGUUGGGCAUGCGUGGCAUGCAGUGGGGCCAGUUGCUCCCCGCGGUUAGGAGCCAUUUAGACAGUCUUCCUGGCCCGCAAGUGGUAAUUUUAAAUUUAGGAGAGAACGACUUGGGCCGGCGAACUGGCCUCUCAAUUAUUUGGCAAGCCGCAUCCGAUUUUGAGGUUCUUAGGAAUUGGAUUCCGGGAGUAUGCAUCCUUUGGGUUAACUGGCUCCAGCGUGGAGUAUGGAGGGGGGUGUCUUCGCGUCUUGGGGUUGAGAAAGCUCGUCGUAAGGCUUCAGCGGCCAUAGGCCAUAUGGUUAGAGCGGCUGGAGGUGAGGUCAUACUCCAGCCGGGGAUAGCGGCCCGCCUUCCUCAGCUGUAUCGUCCAGAUGGGGUUCAUUUGUCCGAGGUCAGGUGCGAUUUGUACCUGGGCAACAUUUGGAGGGGGCUUGCCGAGUUUUUGGAGUUUUAUGGGGCAGGGAGGUCAAGCGUGGGCUAACCUCCCUGUGUGGCAGUAGCAGUGCGGGCUAAGGGGAAAUUGAGGUUAGAUCUCGGUGAGCACCCUUGGGUAUUCUAAGGUUGAUCACUCCUUUGUUGCCUGUGCGGCACGGGGAGAAUGAUUGCCAAGAAAACCAGCUUCAGGACUUCACCAACCUUUGGGCUCUGCGGUCCGGGGUGGUUGAAGUCCAUGAGGUAUCCAGAUCACUUCCUGAAAAGGGGGUGGUUGGCUGUGAAGGAAUGGGGCGGGUCAUUCCUGCCCUAUUUCCUGAGCCAGGGUGUGUCGUCCAUGCAGGCUAUGUGCAGGGCUAUGUGUCCUUGCUCAUGCCUAGGAGCCCGCACUGUUGUUUAGCGGCGAUUAAUCACCUAAAGUUCCAGUUCGCCAUGUUGUAAUUUUAAUAAAGUUGUGGCCCUUUGCACCAUAUAUAUGUCUCCGUGUCUUCUUGGGCUAGGAUCUGGUAACAAUCCCCCUCCCCUCUGCCUCGUGCUGGGGGAGGGAGUUUGUUCCAGCCCUGCACGGGCCCAAGAAGCAGCCUGAUUGGCUGCUUAGCAUGAGGGGGGCGUGGUUUCGGCCGGAAAUCGGCUGAUCCAUGCUCCAAGCCAGCAGUCUGUUUGCAGAUCUUUCCCUCCCCCCCAUCCCUGUUGCAGAGCGGGCCUAGCGGCUGGUCGCCUUUGGGGCCAAGUAGGAAUUUUUUGCUCCCAACGUAUUGGCCACUGUUGGGGUUUUUUUCGCCUACUUCGUUCUGUUAUCAGGUUUGUUUAGUUAGGUCGGUCACAACAGCAGUAGCAGUGCGGGCUAAGGGGAAAUUGAGGUUAGAUCUCGGUGAGCAACCUUGGGUAUUCUAAGGCUGAUUGGUUAAUCGCUCCUUUGUUGCCUGUGCGGCACGGGGAGAAUGAUUGCCAAGAAAACCAGCUUCAGGACUUCACCAACCUUUGGGCUCUGCGGUCUGGGGUAGUUGAAGUCCCUGAGGUAUCCAGAUCACUUCCUGAAAAGGGGGUGGUUGGCUGUGAAGGAAUGGGGUGGGUCAUUCCUGCCCUAUUUCCUGAGCCAGGGUGUGUCGCCCAUGCAGGCUAUGUGCAGGGCUGUGUGUCCUUGCUCAUGCCUAGGAGCCCGCACUGUUGUUUAGCGGCGAUUAAUCACCUAAAGUUCCAGUUCGCCAUGUUGUAAUUUUAAUAAAGUUGUGGCCCUUUGCACCAUAUAUAU
Molecule: messenger RNA, 3613 nt
Organism: Hemicordylus capensis (graceful crag lizard)
Lineage: Eukaryota; Metazoa; Chordata; Lepidosauria; Squamata; Cordylidae
Exons: 3
Coding region: 475-1977 (500 amino acids)
Biological process (GO): DNA recombination; DNA integration
Molecular function (GO): DNA binding
Source: RefSeq, a predicted model, not a curated record